This is a messenger RNA of Iphiclides podalirius (scarce swallowtail), 1635 nucleotides long. Lineage: Eukaryota; Metazoa; Arthropoda; Insecta; Lepidoptera; Papilionidae. The record is from the annotation of a GenBank genome assembly.
AUGAUGUGGUGCCCACACUCUUCCCUCAUGUACCACUACGCAUGGAUAUUGACCUUGCCUACGAAAAUUUUAAACAUUUACAUCUUAGUUUCUUUGCUUGCUUCAGCAGAGUUUCUUGUGCUGGUUAUUCUCAGAUUGCCAACAAAUCCAAACAUUUCCUUGUCCAAGAUCAAGGUUUUUAUUCAGUUCAACAACAUGUCUAAUAAUGGCAGCCGCAAACGCCCCGGGCCAGCUUCGGGUCGCGCCACGAAAAUCAGAAAACCCCGGAAGCCUAUUUCUGAAGAUGAGGAAAGCAAUGAAUCCUCCCUAUCAGACCACACCCAGGAAGUUCCAAGAACCCCUUCUCCACUUAUUGAUAUGCCAAUGUUAAAAUUGCCAGAGGAGUUAUUGAAGACUUUCUACAAAACACCUGGGGUGCUGAUGAUUGCUGGACUUGUUUCCUGGGAUUUGGUGGCCAAAAGAGAUAACAACCCAUCCAAGAGAACACACCCAAAUCUCUACACUUUCCAUAAAUUUACUGAGCGCAAGUACCGUCUCAUAGUGAGUGGAUGCAGUGCUGGUCAUUCCAUCUUGGUGUCCGAGGAGGGAGAAGCUUAUACUUUUGGUCGUAAUACCUGUGGUCAACUGGGAUUUGGUGAUACAGUCACUCGUAAUGUGCCUGAAUUAGUUCCUGAUCUGAAAGGCAUAAACAUCAUCCAUGCUGCUGUUGGCAGAAAUCAUUCUCUAUUCGUAACUGAUACGGGUGCAGUAUAUGCUUGCGGUGAUAACAAAAGUGGACAAUGUGGCCUUGGCAACACGACUCCUCAGAUUCUAAAACCCACCCGAGUGAGACAUGCUGGAGCACCAAUAGUCAAAGUUGGAUGUGGUGCUGAAUUUUCUAUGAUACUGGAUUGUAAUGGUGCUCUUCAUUCCUUUGGACUGCCUGAGUAUGGUCAAUUAGGCCACAACACAGAUGGAAAGUACUUUGUAACAUCUACUAAACUUUCAUUCCACUUUGAGACUGUGCCUAAGCAUAUUGCACUAUUCUUUGAAAAGUCUAAAGACGGACAUAUCACACCCGUAAAGGACGUCGAUAUUGUCGACUUUUCUUGUGGAAAUAACCAUACUGUCGCAAUAGACUCCCAGAAGCGAGCAUAUAGCUGGGGUUUCGGCGGCUUUGGGCGUUUGGGCCACGCCGAGCAGAAAGAUGAGAGCGUUCCGCGCCUUAUAAAGUACUUUGAGUCACAAGCACGUGGCGUUCGUUCCGUGCACUGCGGAGCCACCUACAGCCUCGCCGUUAACGAACUUGGUGUGCUUUUCAUGUUUGGUCAGACCAAGCGAACAGGAGAAGCCAAUAUGUAUCCAAAGCCAGUACAGGACCUUACUGGUUGGAAUAUUCGAAGUGUAGGCACUAGCAACACAUCAAUUGUGAUAGCUGCUGAUGAUUCACUCAUUGCCUGGGGAGUGUCGCCGACUUAUGGAGAAUUGGGUACUGGAGACAUCAAUAAAUCCACAGCACGGCCCAAAGAAGUGACCAGAAUGGAGGGGCUCAACAUAACUCAGGUUGCAAUGGGAUUUUCUCAUACACUCCUGUUGAGUGACGAUACGGCAGAAGAAGUGAAGCAAAAACUUGCUGCAAUGCCCACUUUCAAUCCC